Molecule: messenger RNA, 851 nt
Organism: Topomyia yanbarensis
Lineage: Eukaryota; Metazoa; Arthropoda; Insecta; Diptera; Culicidae
Exons: 2
Coding region: 166-756 (196 amino acids)
Source: RefSeq, a predicted model, not a curated record
UUUGUUUUAGAAAAUUGUACUCGAUGAUGAUCUGUAGCUAUUCCACUAGAACCAAGUCUGUAAUUUUGCUACAACCAAGUAGGCAUGGCAUAUGUCAACUAGUUCAUAUUUUCGGCAAUCAAAAUUUCAGUUCAAUUUAAAAGUUCGUAAAAAACAAAAAAAAAAAUGAAAUUACAUUUCGAUUCAAAAUUUUGCCAGUAUCCCACUUCGCAUUAUGCAUUCGUUCUCAAUUUCCUUUUGUGGAAGCAUAACUUCUUGGCCGGAAUCUGUUCCCGAAGUUUGUUUUACAUUCAUUCGAAUAUCUUUGCGGCUGUGUACCUCAUCGUGAACCUGGCCUUGAUGUCUUACAACCUGCUCCAACUGAUGCAGACCUCACCGGACUCGGUGAAGUAUGCCGAAAAUGCAUGGGUACUCCCACUGCAUGUAUGGAAGUACGAUUUCACCAUUCGAAUCAGCGGUUACUAUCUCCAGAUGGCACAGCUGCUGUUGGCCGUCCAAUCGUCGGCUCGGUCUUUGUAUUACUUGCUGACCAGCUGCUACCAGUCACUGCUAAGUACCGUCGUCUUUGUGCCGCUUUUGUUCGUAAUGGAUGUUGCGAGUCUGAUAACCAACUACAGGAAGGAAUGUCCUGGCAAACGUUGUCGAAAGUAUCUGCUGCUCCAGUCGCUUAAGUUGGGACUAGCAAUGGUGUUUUGGACCCAUAUAUGUUGCUUUCUGCACAAUGAGUAUGCGCGCUGUAUUUUCACAGGACGAUGAAAGGUGCGGUAGGUCGAUGCGAUGUUUAGAUGCGUGCUUCAAAUUUAUAUUUCAUGUUUUUAUAUUACAAAUACAUUCUUGUUCGAAAUACUGUU